UCAUCAACUCUUCAUCUCCUGGUUUUCACUCUUCUCUUACCUCCACUGGCACAACGCAUUAGUCCCGUAUCCAUCUUGCCUAGUCGUCCAGUAAACGCAUUCAAUUCUCAGUAAUGCACUCCAUAUCCGACUUGACAACAUUCUGUCGGAAGACGACCGGUGACGUCCCUCCGAAACUUGUGGGCGCGUCUACCACAGUCGUAGGGUCGAAGAUGUAUCUCUUUGGUGGGCGCCUAGUCACCGAACGCCGCAUGGUCUCGGAUCUAUACGUGUUCGACUUGGAGACCUUCGUUUGGGAGAGAAUCACACCAUCUCCAGAGGAUGAUAUCCCGGACGCACGAUAUUUCCAUAGCACAGAGACCUGGAACAAUCAACUAAUCGUCUUCGGUGGUAUGGGCAGCACACCGAACUCUAGUAAUCCAGAAGACCUUUGUGUACUCAAUGACGUCCGUUUCUUCGACUUGUCAGUAAUGCACUGGCUUCCCGCAACAGCUACUAACAGUGCCUCUGCGGAGUCUGGCACGGAGACGUUGGUUCCAAAGCCUCGAUAUGCACAUCUAUCAUCUGUUUCAUCCGAUCGUCUUUUCAUCAUCGGAGGCCAAGACCUAUCGAAUGUUUGGCUGGAUGACAUCUAUGUGUACGAUUUAUUGGGUAGAGCUUGGGUUCAACGCCGAAACUUUCCCCACCAUUGUGGUACCUAUCGUAGUGUAGCCGUCUCCGCAAACCAACGCGUCCGAAUACCGCAGGAGGAAGUCCACUCGACGGAUACCACCACCAUGUUAGGUCCCCCUGGGGCACGAUUUCGGCCCGAAAAGUCCCCUCCUUCAGCUCAAGCAUUCACCUCAUCCGAUUCGUUGGUCCAUAUGCCUUAUUCAGCCCCCCCAACCGACGACUUUCCGAAUGACAUCUAUCUGUACAGCAAUUACAACUUCACAGACGUCAAGCGGGAAUUCGAGGUCUUUUCUCCAAUGCCAGACACAGAUUUCACAAUCACAGAUCGUUCCACAGAUAUGACAGGCACGUCAUUCCCUCCAGGACUCCGUUUUCCUUCAGGUGCUAUCCUGGGCACGCACUUCAUCAUUGCUGGCACGUACCUGGCGCAUACAUACCAAUCCUAUUCUAUCUGGGCGUUGGAUAUGUUGACCAUGACUUGGUCACGUAUUGACUCCGGGAGCGCCAUGGCGACUGGAUCCUGGUUUCGUGCCUGUUUGUGGGCAGAGGCGAAUAAAUUUAUGAUCUUCGGAAACCGGAAUGGCAACCUCAUCGAAGAUUACAAUCGCCGGCUUCUCAGUUGGGAUCACGUUGCUGUCAUUGAUCUGGAGUCGUUUGGAAUCUAUCAACCUCCACCUCUGCAAAUCGAUAUACCAAUGCAGGAGUUUGGAUUAUCAGCCCUGGAAGAGGGUAUUCUUGCUGAUUUUGAAAUCAUUUGUGACGACGGGCGCAAAGUCAAAUGUUCGAGGAAGACUCUUGAGGAUCGUUGGCCCUGGUUCAAAGAUCAAAGGAACAAGUUCUUGGCGCGGGCCCGGCAGGCAAUAGAGAUCUUGCCAUCAUCUUCCAUGGACGUUGGCCUUCCGGACCUCCCUGGCACACCAGGGUCCUCGGAAGCGCGUCCAGACCCACGUCUCACGCCACGCGCCUUCAACCUAUCCGAACCUUACCCAAUCACGCUCGCGUUAUUACAGUAUUUCUAUUCAUUAGCGCUCAUCACUCCUCUUCAACACGCACCUGCGGUGUUGAGCCAAUUGCUGAUCCUCUCGAGUACUUACCAAAUCCACCACCUCGAAUCCCUUGUAAAACAUGCGAUGCAUCGGGCUCUUUCCAAUUCAACUUCUGUAGGUGUGUACGAAGUCGCAACGCUGUGUAGCUGUCGGAGCCUUCAAAUUAGGGCACUCAAGACAGUUAUGUCUUACAGCCAGAAAAGGACCGGUCGUUCCCGCGCUGACAGUAAGAACGGAGGCGGUGGUCGCAACCCUGACCCCAGUGACAGCGAUAACCCUGGUCGUUCGAGCGAUACUGUCCCUACACCAAGUCGCAGCCGUGGCGGUGGUGUUUCGGACGCAAAGUUAUCUAGCUCUCUCGAUCAGCAGAGCAGUACUGGCUCGACAACAAGAGGCUUCACAGUUAAUUCCACUUUUCCCACUCGUGAUAGAUCAUCAUCAUGCCAGAACUCGGCUGCCACCGCAACUGCGACAGUUUCUCAAGUAAUACAGGUUUCACAUAAGAACACACCUUCUGACUCUACGUUAACGCCGCGACGGAAACGAUCCAUGGCACGCAGCAACAGAACAUUCAGUGUCAUUUCGGCACAUACGGACUUUGAGAUAUGCGCCGUAGCCGACCUCCUGUCGCCUGCAAUAUCGCAUCCACGGAGCUAUGCCGAAGAGCAAGAGCGCGUUGGGGUCGCAAUAGAUGAUGUCGAUGAUUUCCUUGAUCCCAGCAAUGGUAUUCACACUGCCGGAAAGGCUCCUACCAUGCCGUAUCUUCUUCUAGAGCACGAAGAACCUCUUUCGCCUUCCUUCGGAUCCCAUUCCAUGACCAGCUCAGCCACUUACUCAGAGUCAGACUUCGACAUCUCAGAUGAUUAUUCUGGCUCUCCUAAUUCCUCCUACCCUGCUUUCCACCUUCCGCGCCGCUCAAAGACGCGAUCACGUGCUAGCAACGGGCACGUAAGUGCCAGCGACAGCGAUACACCAUCCUUGUCGUCUUCAACGACGUCUUUCAACUCAAAUACAUCACCUCCUACCAGCCCUGUCACUCUCCAAACUCCCGUUGAUCCUCCGGCUGUUGCUAACCAACAGCUCACCAUCAUCGAGGAGCGAAUAGCUGAAGACCAGGACAUGACUGGUUGUCACUAUUCUGACUCGGGCAGCGUCGUCUUUUCACCCGAUUACACAACACAGUCACUACGGAAGCCAUUUAACACACGAAUUCCUGACACGCGACCGAAAGGUCGCGUGUUCAAUGUAGAACACCUGCGACUCAAUGUCAAUGUUCAACCCGCAGUCACCGACCGCUUUCCAUCCAUAUCGCCUGCACCUUCUUCGACCUUUGAUGUCAGCUCACCCAUGAGCAGCACCUUUUCCCCGACAAGUGUCUAUACAUCGAUGACCAGCCCUCACCCUGCGAAGCCAUACUCUUCGAACCGUUUCCUCUCCCCGGUCACGAGCAGUGGCAAGGCUCCGAGCGUGCUUGAAAGCGCGUGGUCAGAGUCUCCAACUGCGAGCGUCGUAACAUCCAAAACUGCUCGCAAGGAAGACAGCAAAGCAGAGAAGGCGCGGAAAUUGGAGGAAAAGAAACGGAAGAAGGCCGAGGCUAAAGCUGAGUCCAAGGCCAGGACGGAGAGAUUGGCGGAGGAGUUGAAGGAGCGCCAACGGCGCAAAGUUGCCACACUUGACAGGCAGUCAUUGCACUCCCAUCGGUCAUUUGGUCGUGUUCGACGGCAUUGGGAUGGUGACAUUUCUAUGUACGAUGGUUUGGGCGCCCUUUGAUUGCCGUUCUCGUUUUCAUUUACUCUUUGCUAUCCUUGUCCCUGGAUUUUAUCGUAUAUAUAUAUCAUGUUCAUUUUGCAUACAUUUACAACGUCGUCCUAUCUGUCAUUAAUGUACCACGCAAUGUACCGGAUUAGUUCUCAAACCUAUUGGAAACUCAUUCCAGCGGCUUU
Messenger RNA from Suillus discolor, 3661 nucleotides. RefSeq lists its product as uncharacterized. Gene Ontology annotation, biological process: cell redox homeostasis. Gene Ontology annotation, cellular component: cytosol; mitochondrion. The record is from RefSeq and is a predicted model, not a curated record. Bases 114 to 3488 code for a protein of 1124 amino acids. NCBI's taxonomy places the organism in Eukaryota, Fungi, Basidiomycota, Agaricomycetes, Boletales, Suillaceae. The transcript is spliced from 8 exons. Gene Ontology annotation, molecular function: protein binding.